This is a messenger RNA of Conger conger (European conger), 1896 nucleotides long. Its product is annotated as E3 ubiquitin-protein ligase TRIM39-like. NCBI's taxonomy places the organism in Eukaryota, Metazoa, Chordata, Actinopteri, Anguilliformes, Congridae. The record is from RefSeq and is a predicted model, not a curated record. Gene Ontology annotation, molecular function: protein binding; zinc ion binding. The transcript is spliced from 7 exons. The coding region runs from base 109 to 1800 and encodes 563 amino acids.
ACUUUCACUCGACUCAAACCCAGCUCCUCGCCUGCUGAAGGUCUCUGGCACGUUCAACUGAACAAAGAAUUCUAGUCUGUUGCUGACGCUUUUAAAGCUCUACCAGCGAUGGCCUCCUGCAGGGGGCUCCUUUCUGAGGAGCAGUUCCAGUGCUCCCUCUGCUCGGAGGUGUUCAGCAGCCCUGUCUCCACGCCCUGUGGGCACAGCUUCUGCAGGGCCUGCAUACAGGGCUACUGGCAGGGCCGGGGUGCCUGCAUCUGCCCCCGCUGUGGGGCGGGCUUCCCGGGCUGGCCCGGGCUCUGUGAGAACGCGUUUGCCAGAGAGAUGGUGGAGAAGUUCCGCAGGCUGAGGCUGGAGCGGCCCCGCCCGGAGGACCCGGCUGCAGCCCCGCCCGGAGGCAUGGCCUGUGACGUGUGCAUCGCGGGAAAGCAGGCGGCAGUGAAGUCCUGCCUGGUGUGCCUGACCUCAUACUGCCAGCCUCACCUGGAGCCUCACCUGAGGGUGGAGGGCCUGAAGAGGCACAAACUCCUCCCCCCCACCGCUGACCUGCAGGACCGACAGUGCCGGGAGCACCAGAGACCCCUGGAGCUGUUCUGCAGGAGUGACCAGUCCUGCGUGUGUGUGCUGUGCACCGACACUCUCCACAAGUCACAUGACUGCAUCCCCGCAGAGAGGGCGUGGACAGAGAAACAGGCUCAGCUGAAGAAGACUGAAGCAGAGGUGCAGCAGAUGAUGCAGGACAGAUGGAAGAAGGUGGAGGAGAUCAGACAAUGUGUGGAGCUGAGCAGAAGCAGCACGCAGAGAGAGAUUGAGGACAGCGCACAGGUGUUCAGUACUCUAAUGCGCUCCAUUGAGACUCGCCAGGCUGAACUGACUGAGGUGAUGGAAGAGAAGCAGAGAGCAGUCGAGAAACAUGCUGAAGACCUCAUUAAAGACCUGGAGCAGGAACUCACUGAGCUGCAAAACAAGAAAUCUCAACUGGAGAACCUCUCACAAACUGAGGAUCAUCUCUACUUCCUACAGAGUUUCCAGUCUCAGUGCACCCUCCCAAACACCCAGGACUGGUCUGGUGCUGGCAUUCACACUGAUGUGUGUGUGGGAGCUGUGAGAAGGUGUGUGGAACAGCUGGAGGUCUCUCUCGCCGAGCAAGAGGACAAACUGGCCCAGAUGGAGAUGCAGAAGCUUUGCCAAUAUUCAGUGGGCGUGGUGCUGGACCCUGACACGGCGCAUCCCUGGCUGGCGCUCUCGGCGGACGGGGGCGGCGUGGGGGACGGGGAGCAGGAGCAGGACGUCCCAGAUGGGCCCCUGCGCUUCGACAGGGCCCCCUGCGUGCUGGCGCAGGACGCCUUCUCCUCCGGCAGGCGCUACUGGGAGGUGCAGGUGGGGGACAAGACAAGCUGGGACCUGGGCGUGGCCAGAGCGUCAAUCACCAGGAAGGGCGGGGUCACGCUGUCGCCAGGAUACGGGUUCUGGGCUUUGUGUGUGAGGGGUGGGAGUGAGUAUCAGGCCUGUGCAGACCCUCCCCUCCCCCUCCCCCUCAGAGAGAGGCCCAGGACUGUGGGGGUGUUUCUGGACUACGAGGCGGGGCAGGUUUCCUUCUACAACGUGGGGGCCAGGACUCAUAUCUACUCCUUCACUGACUGCUCCUUCACUGAGCCACUGUACCCCUACUUCAGCCCCGGAGUCAAUGACAACGGCACCAACACAGCCCCUCUGACCAUCCUCUCCCCUGUCAAUCAUGUGGGGGGCGGGGCUUCCUGUGACGAGCAGCCGGAGGAGGAGGAGUUGGUGAGAUUAUGACAGUGAUAAACGCUGUCUGACCUCUUUCUGUUUGAAACAGAUUGGAACAGAUUUUUGACAACAGUGUAUUUAUUUUCCCUGAGUAAUAUUUGCAGG